AUGGACGCAACCCGACGCUUCUUCUACGGCCCUUCACCAGAGGAGCAGCGACGCAAAUGCAACGCCCUCGUCCGCUCCAACGCCCGCAAACUCGACCGCGACCUCGCCAACCUCAAAGCCCUUGAGUCCAAAACCCGCACCUACAUCCUCCAAGCCAACAAGCGCGCCCAGCGCAACCCCUCGCAAGCAAAGCAAGCAGCAACAGAAACACGCAUGUUCGCGCGCGAACUCCUCCGAGUACGGAAACAUGAACAACGAGUCGCAACCUCCAAAGCCACACUAGAAAGCGUCGGCAUGCAGGUCAAGGAAGCCUUCGCGAUGCGCAAGAUCGAAGGCAGCAUCAAGAACAGCGUCGGCAUCAUGAAAGACGUCAACGCGCUGGUCAAACUCCCCGAGAUCUCCGGCACGAUGCGCGAAUUGAGCCAAGAGCUGGUGAAAGCCGGGAUCAUCGAGGAAAUGGUCGCGGACUCGCUGCCGGAGAACGAGAUGCUGGAGGGCGAGGACGAGGAGGCCGAGACGGAGGUGGAUAAGGUGUUAGGGGAGGUGCUGAAGGAUAAGGUGCAGACCCCUGCGGCGCAGGUGCCGGUGGAGCCGGUGCAGCCCGUGGAAGCGCAGCCGGCGGAGGAGGAGGAGGAGCUGGGGUCGGAGGAGAUGUUGGCGCAGAUGAGGGGGAGGUUGGAGGCGUUGAAGAGUUGA
This is a messenger RNA of Saxophila tyrrhenica, 696 nucleotides long. It is a transcript of the gene VPS24, whose product is annotated as Vacuolar protein-sorting-associated protein 24. The transcript has 2 exons. The record is from RefSeq and is a predicted model, not a curated record. Bases 1 to 696 code for a protein of 231 amino acids. Gene Ontology annotation, cellular component: ESCRT III complex; multivesicular body. Gene Ontology annotation, biological process: endosome transport via multivesicular body sorting pathway; late endosome to vacuole transport; protein transport. NCBI's taxonomy places the organism in Eukaryota, Fungi, Ascomycota, Dothideomycetes, Mycosphaerellales, Extremaceae.